Molecule: messenger RNA, 993 nt
Organism: Eutrema salsugineum
Lineage: Eukaryota; Viridiplantae; Streptophyta; Magnoliopsida; Brassicales; Brassicaceae
Exons: 2
Coding region: 1-993 (330 amino acids)
Source: RefSeq, a predicted model, not a curated record
AUGAUCGUUACCCCGAGUGGAUAUGAAUCUCAAGAUGAAGUCGAGAUGGAGGUAAACAGCAAGGAGGAAGAUGUAGAGUACCCCGACACCGGAGAGUAUCUACUGGUGACCCGGAGGGUCCUGAGCGUUCAGGUGCAACCUGAAGAGACGGUCCAACGAGAGAAUUUGUUCCACACGCGUUGUACAAUCAAGAACAAGACAAAGCACCCACGGCCCUACAAGCUACAAUGGCUUAAUGAUGCCACAGAGCUCAAGGUAACCGAGCAAGUCACCGUACCGUUCAGUGUUGGUAAGUACCGAGAUAAGGUGCUAUGUGAUGUGGUGCCAAUGCAAGCCGGACAUCUGUUACUAGGCCGACCUUGGCAAUUUGACAAGGCCACCCUACACAACGGCCGAACCUAUUACUAUAGCUUCACACAUAUGGACCGUAAGUUCAACUUAGCACCCUUAAGUCCAUCUGAAGUUCACGAGCUUCAAAGUAAGAUGGCUCAAGAGUCUAAGUCCUCUAAGUCUAGUUUAUAUAUUACUUAUGGAGGAUUAAACCGUGCUUUAAGUGCCAAUGACACUAUAUUACUAAUGUUUUACAAAGAAUGUCUAAGCGCAGAAUCAACAGAUAUGGAAAUCCCACCAGAGGUCAGCGCCUUAUUAGACAGGUACAAAGACAUGUUCCCUGAAGAGAUCCCUCCUGGCCUCCUACCUCUGCGAGGCAUAGAGCACCAGAUUGAUCUUGUUCCCGGAUCAGCGCUUCCCAACAAGGCCGCUUAUCGCAUGAACCCGCAAGAAACAAAGGAGUUGGAGAGACAAGUGCAAGAACUCAUGGACAAGGGGUACAUCAGGGAAUCACUUAGCCCAUGUGCUGUCCCUGUUCUACUGGUCCCCAAGAAAGAUGGCAGCUGGAGGAUGUGCGUUGAUUGUCGAGCCAUCAACAACAUAACCAUCAAGUAUCACCAUCCGAUCCCACGUUUAGACGACAUGCUUGACGAGUUAAGAUGA